AUGAAUCAGCCAUGGAUUUACAUGUAUUCCCCAUGCCGACCCCAUCUCCCCUUUUCUGAUCUUUUUAUAGGUUUCUGGUCUUGUUUCAUAAAUCCAGUAUCCUCCCCUGGUGUAUUAAAGAGUUUUUUACUUACCUCAGGUUGCCAUAACAAAAUAUCAUACACUGAGUGGCUUCAACAGCAGAAAUUUAUUUCUCACAGCCCCAGAGACUUGAAAGUUGAAGAUCAGGAUGCUGGCAAAGUAGGUUUCAUUGUGAGGCUUUUUGCCCUGUACGUGGCCAUCAUUUUGCUGUGUGCUCCCUGA
Rangifer tarandus platyrhynchus (Svalbard reindeer) is the source of this 303-nucleotide messenger RNA. The record is from the annotation of a GenBank genome assembly. NCBI's taxonomy places the organism in Eukaryota, Metazoa, Chordata, Mammalia, Artiodactyla, Cervidae.